CCAUUUUAUCUUAAGGCGCUCUCACAUAACGAUCGCUUGCUCUCUUCAGGCUUUAACUAACUGGUUAAGGUCCAUGGCCAUUAUGAUCAGGUCUUUGCUGCUUCCUCUGACCCUCCUGGUUCUCGCAGCCACCUCAACUGUGGCCCAGCUGGAGAUCGGCUACUACAGCAAGUCAUGCCCCAACGUCGAGGCCAUAGUCCGCGAGGAGAUGGUGAAGAUCAUCUCCGCCGCACCCAGCCUCGCCGGCCCGCUCCUCAGGCUCCAUUUCCACGACUGCUUCGUCAGGGGCUGUGACGCGUCUGUGCUGAUCGACUCCACCAAGGGCAACCUGGCAGAGAGGGACGCCAAGCCGAACAGGAGCCUGCGAGGAUUCGGCUCCGUGGAGAGAGUGAAGGCCAAGCUGGAGUCCGCCUGCCCGGGCGUCGUCUCCUGCGCCGACGUCCUCACUCUCAUGGCACGCGACGCCGUGGUGCUAGCAAAGGGCCCUUCGUGGCCCGUGGAGCUGGGAAGGAGAGACGGACGUACGUCUAACGCUGCCGAGGCCAGCGACGAGCUGCCCCCGGCCUUCGGCGACAUCCCUCUGCUCACCAAGAUCUUCGCCUCCAAGGGCCUCGACCUCAAGGACCUCGUCGUGCUCUCCGGCGCCCACACGCUAGGCACGGCGCACUGCCCGUCGUACGCCGACCGGCUCUACAACGCCACCGCCGACCCAUCGCUGGACAGCGAGUACGCUGAAAAGCUGAGGAUGAAGUGCAGGAGCGUUAACGACGGGAGCACGCUUUCGGAGAUGGACCCCGGUAGCUACAAGACCUUCGAUGGCAGCUACUACCGCCAUGUCGCCAAGCGGAGGGGCCUGUUCCGCUCCGACGCCGCGCUGCUCACCGAUGCCACCACCAGGGAGUACGUCCGGCGCGUUGCCACCGGCAAGUUCGAUGACGCCUUCUUCAAGGAUUUCAGCGAGUCGAUGAUCAAGAUGGGCAACGUCGGUGUCCUCACCGGGGUUCAGGGAGAGAUCAGGAAGAAGUGCUACGUCCUCAACUAGCUAGAGAAGCUAGCUUUCCUAGCGAAUUAUUGUGGCAUGGAACAACGUGUGUUGUGAAGAGGUGAAUUGGAUUUCUGUUGUUAAUUGUACUACUCUUUAGUUGGCUGCAUCACUUCGUGCAACAGAUAAGCCAAUAUUACAACUCUGAGCUAACCACGGGGUUUAAA
This is a messenger RNA of Brachypodium distachyon (stiff brome), 1209 nucleotides long. Its product is annotated as peroxidase 1. Lineage: Eukaryota; Viridiplantae; Streptophyta; Magnoliopsida; Poales; Poaceae. Gene Ontology annotation, cellular component: plant-type cell wall; plasmodesma. Bases 74 to 1042 code for a protein of 322 amino acids. Gene Ontology annotation, biological process: response to oxidative stress; hydrogen peroxide catabolic process. The transcript has 2 exons. Gene Ontology annotation, molecular function: peroxidase activity; heme binding. The record is from RefSeq and is a predicted model, not a curated record.